Sclerotinia borealis F-4128 is the source of this 1005-nucleotide messenger RNA. The record is from the annotation of a GenBank genome assembly. Lineage: Eukaryota; Fungi; Ascomycota; Leotiomycetes; Helotiales; Sclerotiniaceae.
AUGCUAGCUGCUUUGCUAUUGGACUUGAUACCGGAUUCCGCGUAUUCAAUUCGGAAGGAUGUCAACAUCGAGUUACCAGAGGUGAUCAUCUGGGAUGAUUCAAAGCGAAAGGUUGCAGCACAAUUAUCGGUCCUUACAUCUGUUAGGGGUGUGCGAAUCUCAAGGACUCACAUAGUAGUCGCACUUUUAAACAGCAUCCGCAUCUACCAUUUUCUCAGUACACCUGAACUAUACCAAACUUACGAAACUGCAGGUAAUCCUUAUGGGUUGUGCUGCAUGGGGGUCAGUAUCUUGAUCUUUCCUGGCAGAACAGCUGGGCAAGUACAAGUGGUUGAACUCAAGACUGGGAAUGUUAGCAUUAUACCUGCUCAUUCAGGGGCUCUUCGAGCUUUAGCUUUGAGCCGUGAUGAGGAGGUUAUUGCAACUGCCAGCGAAACUGGUACACUGGUCAGGGUGUUUGCAACAAGCAAUUGUGCGAAGAUAGCAGAGCUUCGACGAGGUGUAGAUCACGCCGAUAUCUUCUCUGUUUCUAUUGCCCCUUCAGGCCAGCUCCUAGCUGUUACUUCUGAUAAAUCUACGCUCCAUAUUUUCGAUAUUCCACAUCCCUCGAAGCCUCCACGAUCGGAAACAGAACUUAGUCACCGACGACUUACAUCUCUUGGUGGUGGUAGUCCAACAACGCCGGAAGCUGAUACUAGUCACAAGUGGGGAAUUCUAGGGAAAUUACCUCUAAUGCCCCGAGUGUUCUCAGAUAUAUACUCCUUUGCAACGGCAACAUUUUCCACCGGGGAGGAGCCCUUGUCCGCAUCAUCUAAUCCACUAACGGCAAGCGAAGCUGGACCGAAGCCCACGAAAGGCGUCAUCGGAUGGACAAGUGAUGAGAGUAUUAUUAUAGUCGGAGCAGGCACCGACAGUCGAUGGGAGAAGUUUAUUCUUGCCGAGGGUGGAGAUGGCAAGCGUUACUGCAUACGGGAUGGCUGGAAGAGGGUUCUCAAAGUCGAAUAG